AUGAUAAGUAUAGAUGGAGGAUAUCUUGUAUUUCAUGAUCGAUUUGAUGCUGGUUGGCAAUUAGCUGCUCAUCCAGAUUUACGAAAAAUUAAAUCUUUACCAGCAAAAGAGAAAAAUUCAUAUAUAGUUAUAAGUAUACCACGUGGCGGUACUGUUGUUGGUGAUGUAAUAGCUCGACAAUUAAAUCUAACACAUGAUUUAGUUUUUUCAAAAAGAAUGCCACUGCCUGAACGACCAGAAAUUACUAUUGGUGCUGUAUCAGAAUUCGGUGAUGUCACUUGGAAUAAUAAUGCUAGACGAUUAAAUGUAAUUAAUAAACCACAAAUUCUACACAGUAAAGUUCAACAAAUUCAUGAAUCAAAACGACGAAAACAAAAGUAUCGUGGUCAACGUAAACCAUUGGAAAGUUUAAGUGGAAAAACUGUUAUAUUAGUUGAUGAUGGAUUAGCAACAGGUGCAACUAUGAAAUCGGCUGUUAUGACUUGUCAACGUUUCAGUGCUGAAUCAAUAAUUGUUGCUGUUCCAUGUGGUGCAGCUGAUUGUAUUAAAGAUAUUAGAGGAAUAGUUGAUAAAGUUAUAUGUUUAUCAGUACCUUAUAAUUUUGAUUCUAUUGGACAAUGUUAUAUUUUCUUUCCUGAAAUGAUUGAUCAAGAAGUUAUUGCAAUUAUGGCAAAAUAUCAAGAUGUGAAAAAUGGAAAGAUUCCAAAUAGUCCUUACCUUGCUAUUCAAUCAUCAUCUUCUUGA
Messenger RNA from Rotaria sordida, 744 nucleotides. Lineage: Eukaryota; Metazoa; Rotifera; Eurotatoria; Philodinida; Philodinidae. The record is from the annotation of a GenBank genome assembly.